AUGAUAAGAGUUUCCCUGGCAUACAUGAAGUCUCCGCUGCUAUCCACAGUAAUGCCAUUUUCUGUACAACUGUUUGGCACAAUGCAAUGGCGAAAUAGGCCAGUAAUUUUUGCUAGAUUAAUACAGGUAUUAAGUGUAGCAACAGCCGUGCGGCUGAAUGAUGCAAUACUUAAAGUAUCUAGAACAUACACAGCGGACACAACACAUAAUGACGAUGAUGGAUUUCAAGAGUAA
Messenger RNA from Danaus chrysippus (African queen), 234 nucleotides. NCBI's taxonomy places the organism in Eukaryota, Metazoa, Arthropoda, Insecta, Lepidoptera, Nymphalidae. The record is from the annotation of a GenBank genome assembly.